GUCCCACCGAACUUUGUACUCCUCCCGUGUUGAUCUCCCGUCGCCAAGAGCUUCCGUUUUCGUACUUUGAACGUGUUUUUGGUGCGACCAUGCCAGGAGAAGUUAUCGAUCGACCAAAUCCAGAGCCUUUGCCCUCAAAUUUGCCGGACUAUUUAGCCAAGUUACAAGUCGCACUUUCUCAUCAGACUUUAGAUGAGAAGACCUGCGAUGCAUUACUCAAAUUCCGCAGGGCAGCAUCUUACGUCGCAGCGGCGAUGAUUUUCCUCCAGGAAAACACUUUGAUGAAAAGAGAUCUGAAAUCUCAAGAUAUCAAGCCACGAUUGUUGGGUCACUGGGGAACAUGUCCGGGACUAAUCAUAGUCUAUUCCCAUCUCAAUUAUCUGAUUCAAACCAGGGACCUUGACAUGCUCUACGUGGUUGGCCCGGGACAUGGCGCACCCGCUCUUCUCGCAACGCUAUGGCUAGAGGGAUCUUUGGAGAAGUUCUAUCCAGAAUAUACCCGCGACGGCGAUGGUCUCCAUCGUUUGAUUUCAACCUUUAGCACCACCGAUGGAUUCCCGAGCCACAUUAACUCCGAGACUCCGGGUGCAAUCCAUGAGGGGGGAGAGCUGGGAUACGCCCUCUCCGUUUCAUUCGGUGCGGCAAUGGACAACCCCCAUCUCAUUGUGACUUGCAUAGUAGGAGACGGAGAGGCAGAAACGGGUCCAACUGCCACCUCGUGGCAUGGAAUCAAGUACAUUGACCCCAAAGAAUCUGGUGCCGUCCUUCCAAUUCUUCAUCUCAACGGCUUCAAGAUCAGCGAGCGUACCAUUUUCGGCUGCAUGGAUCACAAAGAGCUCACUGCUUUGUUCAGUGGAUACGGCUACCAAGUUCGGUUUGUAGAAGACCUCAACGAUAUCGAUACCGAUCUCCACUAUUCGAUGGCAUGGGCCGUGGAUGAGAUUCACAAAAUUCAGAAAGCAGCCCGCUCGGGGAAUCCAAUUCUCAAGCCUAGAUGGCCAAUGCUGAUUCUGCGAACACCCAAGGGCUGGUCAGGACCUAAGCAGCUUCAUGGUAAAUUUAUCGAGGGUUCCUACCAUUCACAUCAAGUGCCAUUGCCCAAGGCCAAGACUGACGGGGGGCAACUGGAAUUGCUUCAGAAAUGGCUUGCGAGCUACAAGCCCGAGGAACUUUUCACAGAGAAUGGGGAUAUCAUCGAGGAAAUCAAGUCUGUGAUUCCAGAGAACAACGAGAAAAAGCUGGGUCAGCGCAUUGAGGCAUACGACAAAUACAAGCCACCGUUUCUACCAGAUUGGAAAAUCUUUUGUGCAGACAAAGGAGCCCAGGAAAGUGCCAUGGGGGCGAUUGGUCGGUUCCUCAAGAACGUUAUCAGGGAGAAUCCCGAAACUGUGCGGCUGUUUAGUCCCGACGAACUCGAAAGCAAUAAGCUGGAGGCGGUGCUUGAAACUACCAGUCGAAACUUCCAGUGGGAUGAAUUCUCCAAUGCUCGCGGGGGCCGUGUCAUCGAGGUAUUGAGUGAACAUUUAUGCCAGGGCUUCAUGCAGGGGUACACUUUGACUGGCCGGGUGGGGAUUUUUCCGUCAUAUGAGAGCUUCCUCGGAAUAAUUCACACCAUGAUGGUGCAAUAUGCCAAGUUCAUAAAAAUGGCUCGCGAAUCCAAAUGGCACUGUGCCGUGAGCAGUUUCAAUUACAUUGAGACCAGCACCUGGGCACGGCAAGAGCAUAAUGGGUUCUCCCACCAGAAUCCAUCAUUCAUUGGAUCCGUAUUGAAGCUCAAGCCCUAUGCAGCCCGCGUGUAUCUCCCACCAGAUGCAAACACGUUCUUGACCACCUUGAAUCACUGUUUGAAGUCGAAGAACUACGUCAACCUUAUGGUAGGCGCAAAGCAGCCAACACCCGUGUAUCUGAGUCCCGAGGAAGCAGAGAGCCACUGUCGGGCCGGUGCCUCAGUCUUCAAAUUCUGCAGCACUGGCGAUGGUCUGGAUCCAGACGUGGUCCUGGUUGGUAUCGGCGUCGAAGUGAUGUUUGAGGUGAUCCAAGCCGCGGCGAUUCUGCGCGAGCGUGCACCAGCCCUGCGCCUGCGCGUGGUGAACGUGACCGAUUUGCUCAUUCUCGAGAACGCGGGCCAACAUCCGCACGCCUUGGCAGCUGAGGAAUUCGAUAAUUUGUUCACGGCCGACAAACCCAUCCACUUCAAUUACCACGGUUAUCCGAUGGAAUUGCAGGGGUUGCUAUUCGGUCGUCCGGGUCUGGAUCGUGUCUCCGUUGCUGGAUACAUGGAGGAAGGAAGUACAACAACACCCUUUGAUAUGAUGCUCGUCAAUCGUACCUCCCGCUUCCAUGUUGCGCAGUCUGCUGUUCGCGGGGCAGCAAAGCGUAAUGAGAGAAUUAGGAUUCAUCAGCAGGAGCUCAACUCCGAGUUAGGCCACAAUAUUGUCGAGACGAGGAAGUAUAUCAUCGCUAACCAUGAAGAUCCCCCCGGAUUCUAUGAUUUGCCGAAAUUCACGGUGCUGUCAGUUAAAUGAGGUUAUGCGCAUGUUGUCCAAAGUGGGUUGUUCGCAACAAAACAUCCUUGAUAGAUCUGAUUUUGAUGUCAUUCGUUUGUCAAACGCUUUACCAAUCACAAGCCUAGAAGCACGCUCGAGCCUCAUGAUGCAUAUGUCAAGUUUGUAGCGGCGAGUCGAGGAGUGUCGACUGUGUAAACGAAGAUAUGCCGGGUCUAACUUUCCAGCGGGUCUUACCGUCCUACCAGACUGGAAACUUCUGGUCCAAGGUUUACUUUCAGGCUGAUUCGAAGGAACCAGGCAUCUUAACAGUCGAGAUGAUGAUUUUGGGCCUCCCUAAAAGGGUUGCAGUCCGUGUAUUUGGAAAUUGGACGUAUGUAGAACCUACGGGUCUCAAGAGAUAUGCACGGUAGCGUUUGUCUUCUCAAGGGUGAGAAGACAAAAUUGAGGCCUGAAUUCAUAAAGGGCCAGCCAAUUUAGGCCCUCAAAUUGAAUAG
Molecule: messenger RNA, 3001 nt
Organism: Penicillium brasilianum
Lineage: Eukaryota; Fungi; Ascomycota; Eurotiomycetes; Eurotiales; Aspergillaceae
Source: the annotation of a GenBank genome assembly